UACACACACUUAAAUUUUCUCUCUCUAUAUCUAUAUCUGUCUCACACACAUAUAUAUACAUACAUUUGAUCGGAGAUUGAAUUACAGUAAAUUGAAUCAAUUUUGAUAAAUCUAAACUGAAUUAUAUUAUCUGUACGUAUAGUAUAUUUAUAUACAUAUAGAUAGAUACAUAUACAUAUAUUUGCAGGAGAUGAAGUUCGGCUGGUGAUGAACGACGUCGUAUAGUGGAAUUCCGAUGUCACGACCGGCGGUUACCGCCGGAGUGUCAUCAUCUUCAUCACCGCCGUUAGAUGAAGAUGCAUUGUGGCAACUGACCUUGAGAUCGAGAGAAGGAAUGGAGUCAGGAUCUUAUCCUGUACGUGACGGAGAGCCAGAUUGCUCUUACUACAUCAGAACAGGCCUUUGUAGGUUUGGGGCCACUUGUCGUUUCAAUCAUCCUCCUAACAGGAAACUGGCUAUUGCAACUGCUAAAAUGAGAGGAGAAUAUCCAGAAAGAGCAGGACAACCUGAAUGCCAGUACUAUUUAAAGACGGGCACCUGCAAAUUUGGAGCAACUUGCAAGUUUAAUCAUCCUCGAGACAUGGCUGGAGUGGCUGGGCGAGUUUCACUAAAUGUUUUGGGUUAUCCUCUUCGUCCGGAUGAGCCUGAAUGUACUUAUUAUCAGAGAACUGGACAAUGCAAGUUUGGGAACACUUGUAAAUUCCACCACCCUCAACCAUCUAACAUGAUGGUUGCGUAUGGUGGUUCUCCGCUUUAUCCUGCAGUGCAGUCACCAACUAGUCCGGGUCAACGAUCAUACCCUGGUGGAGUCACAAAUUGGUCUUUGCCUAAUGCUUCCUUUGUUCCAAGUCCACGCUGGCAAAGCCCUUCAAACUAUGCACAAAUAAUUCUACCUCAGGGUGUGGUUUCCGUUCCAGGAUGGAAUGCCUACAGAGGUUCUCUUGGUUCACUUUCAUCUUUAGAGAGCCAACAGCAAGCAACUGGAAACAGUCAAAUUUAUGGUACUUCACGCCAGAAUGAAACGGUCAAUGAACCACUAAGUGGAACGUAUGCUUCAUAUCAUACUGGCUCUAUACCGUCCGGUUAUUAUGCAUUACCAAGGGAGAAUAUAUUCCCUGAAAGGCCUGGUCAGCCCGAUUGCCAAUUUUACAUGAAGACCGGAGACUGUAAAUUUGGUGCAGUGUGCAGAUUUCAUCACCCAAGAGAGAGGGUGAUUCCCAUGCCUGACUGUGUUCUGAGUCCCAUUGGGCUUCCUUUACGUCCGGGAGAGCCUUUGUGUAUUUUUUAUUCUCGUUAUGGAAUAUGCAAAUUUGGUCCAAGUUGCAAGUUUGACCACCCAAUGGAAGUCUUCACUUACAAUUUUUCUCCAACUUCAGUGGAUCCCCACUUGUUAGCAUCAUCGUCAGGAGCUCGCCCAGUAAACAUUACAUCACCAGGGCCAAUUAUCUUAUCAGAGAGAAGACAAAUACCUUCCAGGGAUAAUAGCAUUGACCCAGAGGAAUAAGGACUGUCCAAGUAACCACAAUGGUUAUUUCCUACAAUUAUUAUGUAGUAAUUAAACAUUUGCCUGUAACUUCAUUUUGGUUGUUGAUGUACAGAAUACAUGUCAAAUAUUAACCUAUUUUUGUGGAAUCUAAUUCCACCAACAGGCUUUAAUUA
Molecule: messenger RNA, 1659 nt
Organism: Erigeron canadensis
Lineage: Eukaryota; Viridiplantae; Streptophyta; Magnoliopsida; Asterales; Asteraceae
Product: zinc finger CCCH domain-containing protein ZFN-like
Exons: 7
Coding region: 236-1504 (422 amino acids)
Molecular function (GO): mRNA binding; metal ion binding
Source: RefSeq, a predicted model, not a curated record